AGAAAACUGUCACCGGCACUGGGAGAGACACGCACGUGACCCGAAGUUGUGCGAUUUUGUUCUUGGCAGCCGGGUGGUUGUUGGAAUGCUGAUUGUGUCGUAGCAGUCGCAGGAAAGAUUCGGAUUUCGAAGGCGCAGAUUACAGACGGCUGGAGUUUUAGGGCUAACUGGGCAGCGCGGUUCCUCUCCAGGUAGGGUUGAACAUUAUCAUAUGAAACGUGGAGCUGCUGCUGAUUUGUUUCCCUGUGUUACCUGAUCAAAAAUGUGGAGCUGCUGAUAUAUGUGCCUAGAUUCAGCCAAGCCUGAAUAUGGACGAUCAGAUUCCUAAUAGACCUGUUAUGUUUAUACAGAGGUUUGUGUGGACAUAUUUAUCAUUAUCCAAUGCUACAGAAGCUUCUACGUUUCCUUAGGAUGGUUCUACAACAAAUCACAUAUAAUAUGGAAUCGGCACUUAGGUCAGGAAAACCCUAUGGCUCCUCCCGCAGUAUUGUAAGGAAAAUUGGUUCAAACCUCUCCCUCAUUCAGUCACCAAGAGUCCAUUUUCAGCUUAUCCCCUACCCGGUGGAAAUAAAUGCUCAGAAUGGGAACACAAUAGCAUCAUUUGCUGAUGUUGGCUGGGUUGCAAAAGAUGAAGGGGAAUCAUUCGCUAGGCUGCGUUCUGAAAUCCGUCCCAACCAAAACACACCUGUAUUACCUGAGCCAGUCCCUAUGGAGCAGCCACUCAUCAGACAGACCUCGUUACCUGUGCUGGCGGAGGAGGAGGUUAAAGCUCAGGGUGUAGCCAAUAAAGAUGCAAUGCAAAAGAUCAGCGCCCUCGAGAGUGAACUUGCCAAUUUAAGAGCCCAGAUAGCAAAGAUUGUAACCUUCCAAGAACAGCAAAGCUUAACAGGUUCCUCUACAAGUACAGACAGCGGCAGCCUCUCCACUCCCCCUCCAUCAGCAGCUCCUCCUCCACCGCCGCCGCCACCUCCACCUCCACCUCCAGGGCUCCAGAAAAGUGUCUCCGCUAUUGACCUUAUUAAGGAGCGAAAGGGCAAAAAGACCAGCACAGACAUAUCCCUCACAGACAGUGCACCAAAGAAGCCAGAAAUGCCCAGUAUGUUGGAUGUCCUCAAAGACAUGAACAGGGUGAAACUGCGUUCUGUGAAAAGGAGUCCUGAAGAACACAAGCCAAGUGACCCAACUGACCCAGCUACACUAAUAGCAGAAGCAUUAAAAAAGAAGUUUGCUUAUAGAUACCGAAAUGACAGCGAAUCAGAAAGGACUGUUUCCAAAGCAGAACACCAGCAUGUCCCAGAGGUGCCUCUGUUUGGACCUCAUAUGCUGAAAUCUACAGGGAAGAUGAAGACCCUCAUCAAAGCAUCACAUUCUUGAGAGCAAAAAGAAAUAUUUUAAAGCUUCUAUAAAAUGUUCUUCCAGCACGA
Molecule: messenger RNA, 1424 nt
Organism: Xenopus laevis (African clawed frog)
Lineage: Eukaryota; Metazoa; Chordata; Amphibia; Anura; Pipidae
Gene: mtfr1.L
Product: mitochondrial fission regulator 1 L homeolog
Biological process (GO): mitochondrial fission; aerobic respiration
Cellular component (GO): mitochondrion
Source: RefSeq, marked provisional